Molecule: messenger RNA, 467 nt
Organism: Fragaria vesca subsp. vesca
Lineage: Eukaryota; Viridiplantae; Streptophyta; Magnoliopsida; Rosales; Rosaceae
Product: sister chromatid cohesion 1 protein 2-like
Exons: 5
Coding region: 34-420 (128 amino acids)
Biological process (GO): replication-born double-strand break repair via sister chromatid exchange; mitotic sister chromatid cohesion; synaptonemal complex assembly
Cellular component (GO): synaptonemal complex; cohesin complex
Molecular function (GO): protein binding; chromatin binding
Source: RefSeq, a predicted model, not a curated record
GAGCCAUCUGGAAGGAUAGAGGAAGAGCCAUUUAUGGGAAAUGAACAAGCUUACCCAUCUGAAAGUUUAGAAGUGCCAUCUGUGCAUAGGGAUUUAGAGCAUGAUUUCAAUUUAUUGAAUGAGGAGCCUAAUUUAUGUGAGGAAGUUAACCGUGAACUCGAUGGGUGGUCAAACAGAACCAGAGUGGUUGCAAGGUACUUGCAUAGACAAUUCACAAAUUGUAAAAAUCAAGGAAAGGAAGAAGUGAACUUGUUGCAAGUUUCAGAAGGAAAAACGAAGAAAGAAAGUGCAAGGUUGUUCUAUGAGACACUGGUGUUGAAAACUAAUGGGUAUGUGGAUGUGAAACAAGAUGAAUCCUUUGGUGACAUUUUGCUCCGGAAACUGGACAAAUGGGAUCGAACAUGGGGAGACGGCUUCUAACCUAUGGAUUCUUCUGCAUAGCUAGACAGGAAUCCCCUGUAUACUUU